AUGUCCGGAAAGAUUACUUUCUCACCCCCAACGCGAGUCGGUGAUGCGGAAUUGGGUAAAGAUGCUGCAGAAUCCAGGUGCGACGACGCGCCUGCACCAACCCCGCUCGAAUACACAUCCUUCACGAGUUCCCAGCGGCGGCAGCUACGACCGCUUCUCGGUUUGGCAGCCAUCACGUCACCCUUGACGGCGACCAUCUACUUCCCCAUUCUUCCUCUGCUGCGUACGCAGUUCAGCACCUCAGCGCAGGCCAUUAACUUUACAAUAACCCUUUACAUCGUCUUCCAAGCCAUUUCACCCGUCAUAUUCGGACCACUGUCUGAUGUUCAUGGCCGGCGACCCUACUUCCUGGCCACUCUGGCCCUGUACGUCAUCGGUAACCUGGGACUUGCUCUUAACAAGCGCAACUAUGUAGUUCUCUUGGUUCUGCGUGCGAUACAGAGCCUUGGAGCAAGCGCAGCAUAUGCCAUCAGUUUCGGUGUCGUUGCAGACGUCUGUGUCCCUAGCGAACGAGGACAGAUGCUAGGCCCAAUCAGCAUGGCCAUGAAUCUGGGCACUUGUAUAGGCCCAGUCGUAGGAGGUGUAGUGGCGUACACGAGUGGAAAUAUCAAUUUGGUAUUCUGGGCCCUCUUCGUUGUCGGCGGAGUCUUGCUCGUCGGCGUGGGCACGCUACUCCCCGAGACGGCUCGUAACAUGGUCGGCAAUGGCAGUAAGAAGUCUGGAUACAAGUGGUGGCAAUACAGUUGGGUCGGCCUUUUACGCAAACGAAUCAAGGUGAAAGCAACGAAAAGACUGAACGAAGGAAGCUCGACUGCAGAGUCACCCGUUGCAACCGAAUGUCAAACAACCAAGCGGAAGUACGGGUUCUUUGACUUGUUUGCCUGCUUUCGCAUCAUCUUCUACAGAGAUACCUUCCUCACCUUGUGGGUCCACGGAUCAUUUUACAUUGUAGAUUAUACCUUCGUUGCAGCGGGUCCAGACAUCUACAAAGAUAUAUAUCAUUGGAAUGAGCUUUACAUUGGCCUAUCGUAUCUACCGCGUGGCAUUGGUACCAUCGCCGGGGCCUACUUUACCGGAAAGAUGAUGGAUCACAAUUAUCGUGCCAUUGCUCGCAGCAUCGGCUGGACCAUCGACAAGGUAUCUGGUGAUGACCUUCUGAAGUUUCCAAUCGAGCGUGCAAGGACAAGGUACAGCUACGUCAUGCUGAUAAUAUCGGUCGCGACAACGAUCGGCUAUGGAUGGAGUGUCCAAUAUCACGCCCAUCCGGCUGUUCCAUUGAUCUUACAGUUCUUGCAAGGAUUCUGGGGUUGCUACGGCUACACGACAUUCAGCACCUUGCUAGUGGAUUCUUUCCCUCAAAGUCCAAGCACAGCUGCAGCUGCUACGAGCAUUACCCGCUGCGCCAUGGCCGCGACGGGAGUUGCGGUUUUACAGCCAUUGCUGAACGCAGCUGGUCGAGGAUGGUAUUUCACAGCCCUGGGCCUGUGGAGUGGUAUGCUUUCGGCAUUGUGCGUCGCCUUGCUACGAUGGAAGGGCAUGCAUUGGAGACAAGUACGCAACGGUCCCUUAUCCCACCACGCCUCCUUAGCUACUGGACCCCACAUUUUGACGGAGACGAAAUCUGGAAAGUGAGGCAUAACUGAUAUACUUCCGGGGGACCUUGUAUGAGGGCAAGAUUACAAUACAGCUUGUUUGUACUAGCAUUUUAAUUACAUUACACCAAGCUAUUCACUCUACAUAUUAUGGUCCUGCUCAGAUGAAAGAGAAGCUAUUCUAGCCUCCUGUAAUGCCGGAGGUCUCCCUUCUUAUGGGAAAGGCGCCUAUAUGUAGAUGAGGAAAGGUGUAGUAUUGUAGGCGCUGUUCGCGUGUUAGUCGUGCUUUAUUACUUCCUGCCUGACUUACACUUAGCGAAUGGCUUUGCUCUAGGCAACGUGGUUGACUAAGUAAAUGACGUUCUAUUUAACACUGUAGAAUCGAUUACGAUCGUUCUACUCCUCCUUUGGCUCGCUAGGAUCUUAGUGCUUUAGAUAGGUCUCGAGGUAAUCCUUGUUGCUGACCUGGUUGUAGUAAGGUCCCUAACCCGCCAC
This is a messenger RNA of Alternaria rosae, 2087 nucleotides long. RefSeq names its product major facilitator superfamily domain-containing protein. Gene Ontology annotation, biological process: transmembrane transport. Gene Ontology annotation, molecular function: transmembrane transporter activity. The transcript has a single exon. Lineage: Eukaryota; Fungi; Ascomycota; Dothideomycetes; Pleosporales; Pleosporaceae. Bases 1 to 1632 code for a protein of 543 amino acids. The record is from RefSeq and is a predicted model, not a curated record.